AUGUCAGUGCGUGGGCCGAUGCGGCGGUCGCAUUUGAGGCAAGUGAGUGCGGCAAGCUUGGAGAGCACCUCCUCCGCCCACUCACAAGAGGCCCAACAUGACCAGACCACAGAUGAUAGGACAGUGAGACUUUCGUCCACAAGUUGGACACGGCACCAAUGUGCAAUGUGGGUGCACGAUGAGAUGUUUUCGCGCGAAGAGAUUUUGUUGAACCCGUCGGCUUUCGGCGAAACUGAUGUGCAGAUUGGGGAUGUUGUGGAGAUUUUGCCCAUGCGGGUAGCUGGGGAUACCGGCUAUUCCAAUUUAAAACCAGAGGCAGCUUCGAAGUCGGGCCGUGAGGCUCACGUUGAGAAGAACCCGACCUCUCAGUCGGAUGCUACCUCCAAAUUCAAAACACCACUGCAGAACCGAUGUCUUUUUGUGGUGAAAGCCCUCCCGCCAGAAAUCAAGGCGCGACACCCCCAACUGGAAAUCUCGGUGACUAACAACGUCGCGAAUAUCUUUGGCUUCAAGAACAGGACGCAGGUCCUAUUGUCAAUUGUGGAUCGAGACCAAUGUGGAGCAUCUCAUGUCGAUAUCGCGUUCCGCGAUCAGUACAUGGUCCGUUCCGAUAUGUGGAGAUUGGUCAUGUCGGAGCUGGUGGACAAGAUUAUCUACAAAGGACAAAAGAUCAUGUUCAUGGGAAGCAUCAAGGCGACAGUCAAGAACAUCUUUAUUAGGGAAAAAAAGUGCCUCUCGGGGUACUUUUCACCGCGAACGAUCCCAAUUUUUCGCAGCGAGUCUGCCAAGUAUGUGCUUUUCAUCCAGAUGUCAAAAGAGAUGUGGGACUUCGAUUCCGAAGGGACUGGGGAUAUUCUUUUCAGUCGCGUCAUCAAUGGCUUCCUGCCGGAGCUUUUCAAGAGAUGGCUCAAUUCCGACGCAAAGCACUUGGUGACAAUCGUUCUCUUCACUCGUGUUGAAUAUGAUACGGCUGUGAACCUGACUCAACCCAAUAUUAGUGCUGGUAACUUCAACAGCACCACAGGGCCAAACAAAGUUCCGACCCGAGAUUUCUAUCGUGUGGUCGUGAAUGAUAUGGCGAGUGGUCAUUGGACGACCAUCCUUGAUGAAUUGAAAAGGGAAUUCAGAUGCUUUUUGCGAGAUGUCUCAAUACUCAAGAGCGAUGACAUUGAUGCUGCAUCCGGCAGUGGUAUCAAGAUCCCUUCCAAGCCACACAUGGCUACAAUUGCUGGACGGCCUAGCUCAGCUUUACGGGGAAACAUCUUAGAGGCCAUCCAUCUCGCCUCGGCUCACCUGGCUUUUGACCACAUUGAUCGAGAUAUGGUUCACACUGGUACCUCGAUUAUUGUCAUCACCCCCGGUAGUGGUGUCUUUGAAGUCUCUUAUGAGUCUUUGGCCUCUACAACAGAAGCACUGGCGAAUCGGGGCAUAGCAAUUGACCUGGUUUGCUUGAGCCCAAUGCCUCUCCACUCUGUGCCUCUGUUCAAGUACCAAGAACCCGUCGAUCGACAGUCUGGUGCUGGUGGACCCGGCGAAUCUCGCAUGAACAGAGUCUCUCCUGAGAUACACCACUCUCUGUCGAGUGUUGUGAGCAGAUCCUCAUAUCUUUCCCCCAGCUCAUAUCUGUCGGCGACCAGGAUAAGGGAACGCACCAGUCCUCAAUCCAAGGAGUGGAGCUAUGGUAUACCCCACUGGCUCGAUAUUUCUUAUUGGAACCCUGAAACGUAUCGCGAGGCCCGGCGUAUCUUGAAAAAAGAUCCAAAUGCACCAAUAUCUUCCACUGUCACUCGACCAUCUAAAGCGUUCACACCGCGCGUUCGCAUGUAUGAGAUUCAAAUGAUGGGAGUUAUGGAGAGUGAACAGUCGAACAUCUCCAUUCCUUAUCUCACCGAAGGCCGCGGUGGAGCAAGAGCUCGUGGCUCAUGGCCUGGAUACAAUUCAACUAACCGUGCGCCUCCUGCAACACGUUCCGCAAAUCCAUCGUCUUUAAAGGCACAACUCAGCGAUAGUUUGCGCCCAGGAUCUUUCAUACAAAACGCCUCAGACUAUAAUGGAUCACACCCUCAGAAUGCUCCGACUUCACGAAAGUCCGUGAUGGCCUGGAUGGAUCAAUACGACGAGGGUCUGUUUGCUGUCUCCCCGAAACGACACCAGACUCGCCGAACUUCGAAGCCAAAGCGUCCCAGUGAAACCGAAGUCCAAGCUGCUGGUGCCGGCGUACACGAGCGACUGUCCGCACGCUCAAUAAUGCGUCUCCGCGACCAUGAAACGAACCCAGCUGAGGGAAAUGACUCUUUCCACCAUGGGCCACGAAGGAUUGAUUCAAAUAUGAUGACACCCAAAAUCCAAGGCCCGACGAAGAGUGCUUCGCCUGUCAAGCCAGCAUUGAAAAAGGCGCCGGCUCCAAUGUCGUCUCGAAUAUCUAGGACCAUCAGUUUUGCACUUCGAGGCUUGAGUGCCACGCCAACUAAAGCCCUGGCAAGUACGGGAGUCAAUGUGGAGCACGCAAGUGCUUUGCCUAUGACAAACCAGACAACUCCAGUUGGUUCCACUUCCGACGCCAAAAGCAUCGCUUCUUUGAGCCCCUCAGAGUCAACGUCAAUUGUUACUGCGCUCGAGCUACCGUCGACACCUUCCACGCCCACCAAAUCUCAAACUGCAUCGAAGCCGAUAUCUAUCAAAAUUCCCCCAAAGAACCCCCCAAAGGAAUCAGAGCAACCAGAGCGCACAGGAGAGCGUGGAUCAUUGUCUUCCUCUGCGGUAGAGACAACAGCACGCGGAGGGGCUCGGCAUCAGGACGCUGGGCGUGCAAAUGAUCAUAAAAUCGAAAUCACACUCAACCAUAGCCCACACGAGCCGCUUUCACGGGAUUCCCCAAGCAAAGCAUUGUCUCCGUGGGUUCGAUCAGUGAACCCAUGUAACACUCCUAAAGAUGUCCUGCGAGACACCAGUUGGUUUGGCCGCUGGCAGCACGCUUAUCCUCGACCUCCACAUGUGGCUGUGGUCAAAUGGAAAAGUUUGAAGUCGCCGGCCGUGCUUCCAUUGACAACCGAAGAAAUCCCGACUGCUAGUGUGCUUGCUUCGGAUUACUUGCAGACACCGUAUCGGGUCUUUCCGAAUGAGGAUAUGGAAGGAAUCGAGGCUCCCAAAACACGAGGCGUCCUUCUACGAGAAAUGAUAUCCUUGCGGCUUUCUCAUGGCUUCCAAAUCAUCGUUGGAAAACGCGUGGCUGAGGUUUCAGCACAGCCUGCUCUCGAAUCGCUGAAUGUCUUUGAUUUCCGUGGGCUUGAUCGUGAUGGAAUCACCGUAUUCCUGUCCAAAGGCAACACUAUUCAUCGACUAAUGUGCGUAGUAGGAGGAGAGGUUGAAGUGACACGCUUUACGCAUCAGAAUUCUGCGAUGCCCACCUAUCCGACCAAGUCUAGCUUCACUCUUUACCAACCAGCCAUGAAGACGAUCCUGAGCCGGGAGUAUGAAAUCAAAGACAUCAAAUUGGAUCCCACUUCUGAGGAGUACAAUUGGAAUUAUGCCGACAACUAUGUGGCUGGUCACCGAGAUUAUCUCCAAAACCCGGCACAGCAGUUGCAUUUCUGGCGAGUCCGUUACGUCUUGAUCCCACUUCAGCUUCAUCCCAGUUCUCGGCCUCAUCUACACUCUUUCAGUGAGGACAACGAAGAAGAAAUUCAUCUGCUGGGGAUCAGCCAGUUGACCCAUAUUUGGCAACGCUACAAAUACGUCUCGCCUGAAGAGAAGCUCUUUGAGACAUCAAACCCGAAGAGAGAUCAGAACCCAUUGAACAUAAUGUACCAAACACGCAACCCUUCGGAGAUUGUUACAGCAGAACUAGACCGUUUGCUACUCACUGAUCCAGGGCUUGACAAUGCACCUGCUCAGCUCUUGCCCGAGUCUGAACUGUUGGACAGAUCCAACAUUAGCCUCUCCUCAUUGGCACAGACCAUCCAAGGCGAAAAGGGAGUUCGGAUGAUGGACAGAAGAUGGCAUUGGCGACUGCACUAUAACUGCUUCAUCGGGUUUGAAUUCACAACUUGGCUGAUGCAGAACUUCCGAGACAUUGACACUCGUGAAGAAGCGGUAAAAUUCGGCAAUGAGUUGAUGAUGAAGCAUGGCCUGUUCCAACACGUUGAGAAGAGACACAAUUUCCGCGAUGGAAACUACUUCUACCAGGUCUGUGCCGAGUAUCGAGUCACGCGCCCAGAAUCGCGAGGAAGCUGGUUCCCCCAACUCAGACCGGAUAAGUCGAUGCCAUCUACACCCGCCAUCGGAACUUCAAAGGAGUCACCUGCUAGUAUGAAGGCUCGAUCAGACAGCAUUGACGAUCGCACCCCGCAGACUCCCAAUACUCCUUCCAAGGCCAAGAACAAGGUUGCUAUCAUGCUGUCAAAGACAAUGAAGUAUGAUGUGGAUCCACGCAAGCGAUCAAACCGACCGGAAGUGAUAGACCUUCACUAUGACCGGCUCCACAACCCCGAGAAUUGUUUCCACAUUGAGCUCAGCUGGAUGAGUACAACUCCGAAGUUGAUUGAAGAUGCUGUCCUUUCAUGGGCAUCCACUGCGGAGAAGUUCGGCUUGAAAUUGGUACAGGUACCUAUCUCCGAGGGCUGCGCAAUUGACAAGACUCAACCAUUCCGCAAGCCAUACAAAAUCAAGCUCAAAGUGCCCCCUCCAAAGGGGCCACUCCACACUGUGUUCAACAAUGCGUCAUUCGCACAACCAGGUCCACCCGAUCACCUCUAUUAUCAGAAGGCUUUGCUACGGAAGUUCGACUUUGUGCUCGACUUUGAAGCCUGCUCUGCCUUCCCAGCAGACGUAGAGGUCUCUUACUCCUGGGGCAAGCCUGAUUAUCUAUAUCCACAAUUUAUCCACCGGAGCGGUAGUCUUCUCGCCCAGAUCACGGAUGAAGGCGACUUCCUCCUCCUUGCCAACCGACUCGUGAGCACUCGCAGCACCGCAAGUCGAUCGGAUUUCCGGGGGCGCACGGGUAAUCACGAUGGGAUUGAUCGUGAUCGCAUCUCGCCUCGACUGUCUCCGCUUACCCGGCCGGUUCACGACAUCGGUAGCCCAAUGACCUCAUCCACUUCCUCCAACAUCGACUCGGCCAACCUCUACCGCGCCCCCGAGCACAUUCUCAACGGUCUUCAGGAGUUCUGCAGCGAUGCUGCUCAGUUGGAACAAUUUUAUUCGGAAUCCCACGCCCGACCAAGAUCCACAAAGGUGGAGCCCUCCACCACGAACUUGAUGGAUGCCUCGAUUCCAUCUCUUGAGCUCCCUGCCAGUGUAGUCAGUCAUAUCUCGCCGCCGCCGGGUCUACCGUCACGAAUCACCCAUGAAACCCAAGGAUUGGUGUCGCCAGAACUCACGCGAGCCAGAGCUCGAGGGGAAAGUCUCAGCUACAAUGCGAGCCCCAGAAGCGGCAGCCUACGACCCUUGAUAUAA
This is a messenger RNA of Penicillium salamii, 5454 nucleotides long. Lineage: Eukaryota; Fungi; Ascomycota; Eurotiomycetes; Eurotiales; Aspergillaceae. The record is from the annotation of a GenBank genome assembly.